This is a messenger RNA of Raphanus sativus (radish), 3014 nucleotides long. RefSeq lists its product as uncharacterized. Lineage: Eukaryota; Viridiplantae; Streptophyta; Magnoliopsida; Brassicales; Brassicaceae. The record is from RefSeq and is a predicted model, not a curated record. The coding region runs from base 175 to 2766 and encodes 863 amino acids. The transcript is spliced from 9 exons.
UUAUGACACCUAUAACAAACAACAAUGGAGAUAUUUUAAGAGGACAAGAAGAAUUGAAAUCAAUUCGAAAUUCCCACAAAGGAUUCAAGUGCGCAGGGUAAGCUAUCCUGCGCACCCCCCACCCAUCCAUCCCACUACCGAGCUCCGACCAAAAACGCGAAGAAAGAAACCUUCAUGCUCGCAUCAAAUCCAUCCGAUCGAAUGAACGGCCUCGAUUUCUUCUUCUCCUCCUCCCCUUCUCCCCCCGUCGUCGCUGGAGAAGAAGAAGAUGAUGAUUGGGGAGACUUCGUCGACUCUUCCCCUAAACCAAAUGGCUUCUCCGCAGAUCGAGGCGGUGCCACCAAUUCGACGCCAGCUCGGAUCGAAUCUGAGAAUAAGAAGAAUAGCCAGACGCAGUGGGUUACCCCUCGUGGUCCGGUGCCACUUUCUGUGUUCGGAGAGGCCGAGGAGGAGGAGGAAGAUGAAUCAGGUGCGCCGUUUAACUUCUCAUUCGAUUCCUUCUCUGAGAAACACCGCAACGGAUCUGCGAAUACGAAUCCAACCGUGGAGAUCAGCGGCGUGAUCGCAAAUCUGUACAGAGAGAACGAACCUAACGACGAGAUCAAUGUGAACGAGAAAGAUCCAGGUGUCAGUUUCGAGAGUUUUAGCUGGAAUCCAUUGAAUCUUGAUGAUGCACAGAGAUCCGAGAAGAAGAAGACGGUGGUUUCGGAUUCGGAUCCGACUUGUUCGGAUUUGAGAAAUGAUGAUGAUGACGACGAUUUCGAUGACGGUUGGGAGUUUAAAACGGCCGAGUCUGUUUUGGAUCCAAGCUCUAAGGAGAAUGCUAGAAAUGGAUCUGUUGUGGUGGUUGAGAGCACAACAGAUUUUGAUUCAAGCAUGUGGAGUUCACCAACAAAUGGUAAACGAGAAAAUAGAGAUGAUGAUGACCCUUGGGGUAAUGGUGGAUGGGAGUUUAAGAUUGCUGAAACGAGUGAGACGAAGAAGGAUUUAGCAAACAAGGAAUCUAACGGUUGGGGGUUCGGGUUUGGUUCUGAGAAUGAAACAACCACUUCUUAUGAUUCAAACUUUGAGAAAGUUUUGCAUAAGGAGGAAAAUGGCUCGAUUUCAUUUCCAAGUAGUACGAAUGUGAGUGCCGGAGGAUCUUCUUGGGCUUUUAAUCAGCCUUCUUUGGAUACUGGUAAAGAGAAAGAGGAAAAAGAAGUGCAGCCAGAGAAGCCAAAGGGAGUCUUGCCACUGUCGUUCUUUGAGGACGAAGCAUUGGAAACUUCUGAUGAUUUGGUUCAUGAGGAUAAUCUUGUUUCAGCCUGUGAUUUCUCCGUGAGAGAGAAAACUAAGGCUCCAAGUCAAACUGUGUCAAUCAAUGACCUUAUAUCAAGUUUAUACAGUCAGGUGGAGGAGAAGAAUGCUGCUAAUCUGUCGGAAAAGUCUGCCACUGUAAAUGGCGAGGAUGAUUCAUGGGAGUUCCAGGGCCCCACAAAGACCAUAACAGAUUCGAGCGCAGCAGAAGGUGGUGAUGAUUUUGACACUACUUGGGAGUUUCAAGGUCCUUCUCUGCCCUUGAAAAACUCUGAUGCUGCGGAUGAGGUUGACGAUGAUUCCUGGGAAUUUCAAGGUCCAACACAGCCUGUGAAAGAUAAUACAUCGAGGGAAGGAGAUAAUGACUUGUGGGAAUCUAAACAGAGUUCAGUGGAAAUUGAAGGUGGGACUGGGUUCUCUGUUCCAAAUGGUUUUGGAAAAUCUCAUGAAGAAACAGUAAUCACCAUAGAGCCUAAUGAUUACCUAGAUGUCUUUCAUAAGCUGAAGACUGAACUAUCCUACCUUGCUCUAACCCAUCUUGAGACUUUAAAGGAAGCUCGUGACUUGGCUGCUAAUUCUGAUGAAGUCGCUGAGGCUCAAAAAUAUGAAGAUGAAAUACAGGAUCUGCAAAACAUGCUGAAAAAUGAUGUUUUGAUCGGUGAGGUCAACGCAGAGAGUCUCCAAGUUAGAUCAUCUGGCACUACUGAACUUUACAAAGUUCUCCAAGAGCCAAAGUUUCGUACAGUUGAUUCAGAAGAUCUCCUGUCAGAGAGAUUGUUAUUAGCAGAGAAGGACUGGAAAUCAACGAUUGAACUUCUCAAACACGCCACGUUGACCCUGAAGGUUCUAAACUUGGGUUCACAUGAGCAGCAGUCGAAAUACGCUUCAACUUGGUUAGUCAUUGCUAGGACCUGCGCUCAAGAACUGCGGCAUGCUGCAUCUAUUUGGAAACAGGCGAUUCAAAAUGAUGUUCAAGAAGAAAUCCUAUCUAAACCUCAAGGGAAGAGCUUUGUUCAGUCAGUGGGAGAAAUUUACAGAGUAGUGAAAAUCCUAAGAGCUUCGACGAGACUAUAUAAACCGUGGAUUUUAUUACACCCGACAUCAUCUACUGUGUUGGCUGUUUUGGACGAGUGUGUGGAGUUGUGGCUAAGCUCUGGAUUAGAAGAAGCUCUUCGGAAUAAUAAUAUCACCCGUCUCCAAGGACUUGACAGUGACUAUUCUGCUGGUCAGCUUCUAGAAUCAAUCAGAUGUAUAGACGAAGUUGACGCCUUCACACUUCACGCCUGCAUCACCUCAGAUACAUCACCUACCUGCUGCAUUUCUGCCCUAAAUAAUGAAAUAGUACCAGGAAUUAAGAUGGUGGAGUGGAACGGAGAGCAUUACUUGGUGUCUCUUGCUAAUCUAUGGGCUAAUCUGAUCAGCCGCGACUCACCUGACCUUGCCAGCCCCAGUCUUUUUGCCCGGUCUUAGAAAAAACGUACACAACGAUUCAUUACUCGCCAGGCAUACAAAUCCAUUUUCUACUAAAAUAUAGAUCCGUCCAUAUAUAUACACUUAUUUGUUUAUAAUAUUUGAAGAUGGUUUGGGUCAUUUUAUUGUAUGCCAUAUAUCGAAUGGGUUUUGGUAGUUUCAUUACUUGAGCAUUUCCUAAGCUUUACAGAAGAUUUGUUUUGUCCGAACAAAGCAAUAAAUUAAUAUAAUCAAUUCGUUGUUCUUUA